This is a messenger RNA of Zophobas morio, 2045 nucleotides long. RefSeq names its product RNA polymerase I-specific transcription initiation factor RRN3 (gene Tif-IA). Lineage: Eukaryota; Metazoa; Arthropoda; Insecta; Coleoptera; Tenebrionidae. Bases 176 to 1957 code for a protein of 593 amino acids. The record is from RefSeq and is a predicted model, not a curated record. Gene Ontology annotation, cellular component: nucleus. Gene Ontology annotation, biological process: transcription initiation at RNA polymerase I promoter. The transcript has 8 exons. Gene Ontology annotation, molecular function: RNA polymerase I core binding; RNA polymerase I general transcription initiation factor activity.
GUAUCCACGAUUCCCCUAGAUCUGUCACCAGUCCACGUUUUUGUCUAACCUCAACCCACAAGUCGGAACAUGUUUAAUUCACCCAAAACAACAAAUAAAACAAGAAUUACGCCGUAACUUCCAGUUACAACGUUCUGGUUACUACAAGGAACCAAAUUUUAAUCAAGUUUCCAGAAUGUCGCUGUUUUCGGCCCCCACAAAGUCAACCCCGUCUUCGAUUCUCAAGAAGACCCCCAGCAUCAAAAGCACGUUAAACCGUUCCCUUAAAAACACCACCCCUAGUAAAGUUCGUUUCACGUUACCCCAUGCCAAGAAAGUCCAGAGUAUCCUACGGGAUUACAUUGACAAAAGUAACGCUAAAGAGUACGAAAAUUUGGUGUGUUUAAUCCGAGACGCGGAACUCCUGGAUGAGGAUAUUUCGUCGCUACUUAAAGAAGCCACUGAGUGUAUUUCAAUCAUGAAAGAGGAUUUGAGGUUAUUUGUGGAGGCGAUUCUUUUGAUAAAUUGGGUUGAUCGGAACAAAAGUGUGGUCAAAGAGUAUCAGUUGUUUAUUGCUAAUCUGAUUUCAGCCCAUAAUUAUCACGCGGAGUGUGUUAUAAAUAAAUUGGUGUCUUUGUUUAUACCUGCUUCUACUGACCCGGAGUGGGAGAAUGGAAGUCCAAGUAAAGUGGACUAUAAGAAGUGUCAGAACGUCCAUGCACUGAUAAUAGAAUUGCUACGGGUGGCACCUUUGUGUAAAGACUUACUAAUGCAAGCUCUUGUAGACCAGUUUCCUUACAUGAAUAAAGGCACCCAUGUUCAUGAAUACUUCAUCCAGAAUGUUCUAUGGGUCCUUUACUACCAGCCAAAUUUGCGUCCAGACAUACUACAUUUAAUCUUUUCAAAGUUAAUAGUAAUGGAUGUCAACGCCCCCCGUGAAGAAAUCACCAAACUUCAGGAUGAUGACGACAUUUUCAUGAUGGAAGACGACGCCAAAUCCAGCGCUACGUUAAACCUGGACUCCAUAGCGCACACUCUUGACGUUUGUCUGGACAAAAUGUUCAACUACGUCUACUCAGAGUGCCAUGAAGCCGGUACCACGCGACUAAAUUGGUCAAAAACCAAGCUCCUCUAUCACGAUUUACUAACCACGUUUGAUAAAGUCAUUUUACCCACUUACAAUACUCACCACGUUCAGUUCGUCAUGUUUGUUUUGUGUUCCUUUAAAACCACCCUAGUUGAAGGAUUUUUCAAUUUUCUUUGGAAGAAAGUGUGCAAUCCGAACGUACCGUCGGUUUUGCGACAGGCAGCGGUCAAUUAUGUUGUUAGUUUUAUGGCACGAGCGACGUUUAUCCCGUUGUCGAUGUUGAAAGGUACGUUGCAACAGAUGGCGGACUGGAUUCAUGCGUACAUUGCGACGCAAGAUGGUCUUGAAUGUGUAAAUUCGGACCUAAGAAUACAUGUAGUUUUUUACACAGUUUGUCAAGCGUUGUUUUAUGUUGUUGCAUUCAGGCACAAGGACUUAGUUAAUACAAAAAAAAAUGUUGUCUUUCUGGAGAGUCUAAAUUUAUCGAAAAUAGUCACUAGUAGGUUAAAUCCGUUGCGGGUGUGUCAGCCUGCGGUUGUUCAAAAUUUCGCAGCUAUAACUCGAAAGUAUCAAUUAGCCUAUUGUUAUUCUGUGAUUGAACAUAACUCACGAAAUAGUAUGCCUACGGUGUAUAGGGACGACAAGGGCUAUAUUUCUAUAUCUAAUAACGUUUUAGAAGCGUUUUAUCCGUUUGAUCCGUACGUUUUACAAAGGUCUGCAGCCAAAGUGCACCCGUUUUAUCGCAACUAUAAAGAAAUUAAUUUAGAUAUUAGCGACGUCGAUAUGAAAGAAAUCGCCGAUGUGGACGAUUUUCUAGAGCACGAACUUCCGCUCACUUCAAAAUCGAAGUUUUCGUACGGAACGUCGCCGGGUUUUAAAUUCAAAGCAUGAACAAAGCUGUAGAAUUUGUGAUAAUUUUUAUAAAAAGUAUAUUUUGUUUAUAUUUAUUUAUUGACUAGAAAAUAAAUCCUGAGUGAGA